Messenger RNA from Anoplopoma fimbria (sablefish), 8413 nucleotides. RefSeq names its product latent-transforming growth factor beta-binding protein 2-like. Gene Ontology annotation, molecular function: calcium ion binding. Lineage: Eukaryota; Metazoa; Chordata; Actinopteri; Perciformes; Anoplopomatidae. The record is from RefSeq and is a predicted model, not a curated record.
ACCUCUGCGCGAUCUCCCCCCUUUUUACGCGCUAUACUUUCAAAACUUUGCGUGCCAAAAAAAAAUGGACCGUGCAGGAUUCGCUGUUUUGGUGCUUUUGACUGUUGCACUGCUGCGAAUUGGUGACGGUCACAAGGACACAACAGGUGAGAGGAAAGAGGGUGCAGGGCCAGGCAGGGCGGUUUGGAACCAGCAGCGGUCCCAGGUGAGGAGUCAAGGUCACUCGCCAAGGGGACGAGAGGACGGCGCAUCCUCCGGACCGUCCGGGGGAACUAGGACUCUAGUCCGCGUACCGAGGGCCACGUCAUCCCAGGUGGACGGCAGGCACAUAUCCAAAGCAGGACCAGGUCAUGCUGCAGGCGCCUCCCGGGAGGAUGUGCUCUCUCCGCCGCGGAGCGCCAGACAGACGAGCGGUCAGCAGCACGGAACCCGAGUGAACCGCAGGCCGAGCAGCAAGCCCACCUCUGCCGGCAUAAGGAGGCUUGUUGGACCUAAUGUCUGUGGGGGUCAGCAGUGCUGCUCAGGCUGGGCUUUGGCACCAGGAACCAAUCGCUGCAUUAAACCUGACUGCCAGCCCCGCUGCCAGAACCGUGGCUCCUGCAGCCGGCCACAGACCUGUGUGUGUCGCUCAGGCUUCCAGGGGCCCCGCUGUGAGGAGGUGGCUCCAGAGCAGGUGUACAUCCGCGAUGGAGGCGCCCUGAGGCGCGUUCAACCGGGGACCAACCCUUUCCAGAAAGACCAACCACGGAGAAGGCCCUCGGAAAGGCAGGCCAUCGAUACCACCAAGGUCCAGCCCCCACGACCUGCAACCACCAGACAGCCUGUGACCCAAGUGAGACGGGGACCCCCUGACUCCUCACCUCAGCAGACUGGGACCUCCCGCACGGUGAAACGUUAUCCAUCAUCCUCUGGACCCAUAACGUCCAACGCUCUACCAAAUGGCAACAGCUACGCUAACGGCCACGGCAGUGAACACAGGAACUGGCAUGGACACAGAAAUGGGCAUCGCAACAGUCACUCCAACACUCACAGGCCCGGCAGUGACAGCCAGCUGAACGGGCAGUUCAACAAUGCAUUAUUACCAGCAGGGGCCAACCUCACCUCCAGCUUGGACCGCAUCAAGAUCGUCUUCACCCCCAUGCUGUGCCGCCGGGUGUGUAGCGGUGGCCGCUGCUACAACAGCUGUGAGAAGGGGGACAUCACCACGGUCUACAGCGAGAACUCCCAGCAGCAGCAACAGCAGCAGCAGCAGCAGCCGCCAAAGAACCAGGGCUUCCGACUCUUCUUCUGUCAGAUACCCUGUCUUAAUGGAGGCCGCUGCAUUGGCAGGGACCUGUGCUGGUGUCCAUCAAAUUCAACUGGCAAGUUUUGUCACCUGCCGUCCCCGCCUCCUGCCAGACCCACCCCUCACAGCCACAAGGAUGCCAGCCACCAGGGACCGAAAUCUCCCCUCCACACCAUGUACACUCUACCACUGUCCAAUCAACAAGUGUCUCUCCACCCAUCCUUGGUGAACGUCCACAUUCAACACCCUCCAGAUGCCGAUGUCCAGAUCCACCAAGUAGCUCGGGUUCAGCCAGGACAGAGACCGGCCACUGCAGAUGGGGCUCACUCUGUCCAGCAGCGCUCCCAGCCUGGGAAUGGACAUGAAACCAUCAAUGACCAUAGCAGCAGGCAACCACACACCAGUGGGAACGGGAAUAACCAUGCCAGAACGCACAACCAUCAGAACGGACAUGUUGGGAGAUGCUUUCAAGAGACAGUUGAUGGACAGUGUGGCAAGCCUCUGCCAGGCCUAACCAAACAGGAUGAUUGCUGUGGAAGCGUGGGCGCCUCCUGGGGUCUAAACAAGUGCCAAAAGUGUCCAACCAAACCAGCAUAUGCAGUGAUCGCAAACGGACAAGUGGAAUGUCCCAAAGGUUUUAAACGAAUGAAUCUCACACACUGUCAAGAUAUCAACGAGUGCCUGUUGCCCGGGCUCUGUAAGAACGCUGAAUGUCUCAACAACAGAGGAAGCUACAGGUGCACGUGUAAACCAGGCUUCUUGUUGGAUGCUGACAGGAGCCAUUGUGUCUCGGACAAGGCUGUGUCUGACCAGAGGGCAUUCUGCUACCGGUCGGUAUCAGUGGGCACAUGCUCCCUGCAGCUACCUCAACACAUCACCAAGCAGAUCUGCUGCUGUAGCCGCGUGGGCAAGGCCUGGGGCCCCGGGUGUGAUCGCUGUCCUUUGCCGGGAUCAGACCAUUUCAAGGAGAUCUGCCCAGCUGGUCAUGGAUACACCUACUCGCGCUCUGAUGUGCAGAUUUCUGUGACACAGCUGGGGGAAGAGGAACUGCAGAGCACAGGAGUGUCAUGGGAGGAGCAAAGCCCCAAUUUCCCUCAACCUCCAUCCUCCCAGCCCUGGCUGCCCCAACCUAGCAGGCCACAAUAUCCCAGCUACCCACAGACGCCACAAGUACCCCAAUACCAGUACCCUGAGACACCACAAGCACCCCGGUACCCUCUGACUCCACAGCAGCCUCUCCAUCCUUCUCACCCAGCCAGAGAGACACCUAUGCAGCCAGAGGAUGUGGAAAUUCUGAGCCCGCCAGCUGUUGUGACCGACUCACCACUGACAUAUCCAGAGGCUUCUCCAGACUCCGCCAUCAUCAACCUGAGGCCAGAUUCAGAGGACACAACCCACACAGACUCAGCUAAAGGUAUUGACAAGUGUGCCAUCGCCCCCGCCAUAUGUGGCCCUGGUAGAUGUAUUCCUGUGCAGACCGGCUAUACCUGCAACUGCGAGCCGGGGUUCAAGCUCAGCGCACUGCAGACCAACUGCAUUGAUGUGAAUGAAUGUGACGAGGACCCAUGUGAAGGGAAGGGCCACUGUUUAAACAGCUAUGGCUCCUAUACCUGUCAAUGCCACAGCGGCUACAGCCAGGUGAUCACCCAGAACAGGAAGUUCUGUCAAGACAUUAAUGAGUGCAGCAUGCCCAACAAGUGCCAGAAUGGCAAAUGCGUCAACACAGACGGAUCUUACACCUGUGAAUGCAGCAGUGGCUACGCCAAGUCUUGGAGGGGCCAAUGCGAAGAUGUAGAUGAGUGCAGAGAUCCCAGCUCCUGUCCCAACGGUGUCUGCGUCAACACUCUUGGCUCCUUCCAGUGCCAGGCCUGCGGCCCGGGGUUAAGGCCUGUUGAUGAAAGAUGUGUGGAUGUUAACGAGUGCUUGAACCAAACAGUGUGCGGUGGUGGUAGGUGUGUCAACACAGAGGGCUCCUAUAGAUGCAACUGUUUCCAAGGAUACAAAGUCUCACCGGACAACGUUUGCCAAGAUGUGGAUGAGUGUGGGCUCCCUGGAGUUUGUCUCCACGGCAGCUGUGUCAAUUUGGACGGCACCCACAGAUGCAUCUGUAACCAUGGUUACCAAGUCACCUCAGACAGCAAAACCUGUGAAGAUGUCAACGAGUGCAAAACUGGUAACGUUUGCCCUGCGGGAAUUUGCAUCAACACUGCAGGUUCUUACACUUGCCAGAACUGCAGGCCUGGGUUUGGUCCGUCAGCUGAUGGAAUGAGAUGUGAUGAUAUAAAUGAGUGUGCCCAGGGGGAUCUGUGUCUUGGUGGAGUGUGUGCCAACACGGAGGGAUCCUACACCUGUACCAGAUGUAAGGCUGGCUACAGGGUGUCUGAAGACCGGCAGAGGUGUGAAGAUGUUGACGAGUGCCAGUCCCUGUCUACCUGUUCCAACGGGAUCUGUCUAAACUCAGAAGGCUCUUACACCUGUGAGAACUGCCCGACAGGGUACAGAGUAUCAUAUGACGGGGAGCUCUGUGAAGAUAUUGAUGAGUGUGCGCUGCCCACUACAUGCCCCCAGGGAACAUGUACAAACACAGAGGGUUCCUUCACAUGUGUCGUCUGUCAACCCGGGUUUAGAGUCUCUGAGGAUGGACAACAGUGUGAUGAUGUGGAUGAGUGUUUGGUGGCUAAUAUUUGCCUGGGCCAGCUUUGCUUGAACACCCCAGGAUCCUUCACCUGCAGGAGCUGUGGAGCCGGUCUGCAACUGUCUGGGGACGGUUACAGCUGUGAGGACAUUGACGAGUGCCAGAUGCCAGGUAGGUGCCCCACUGGCAUUUGCACCAACACAGAGGGCUCCUUCUCCUGCAUGGCCUGUGACCCAGGCUUCACAGUGGCUCCCAACGGGCUCUCAUGUGAAGAUGUAAAUGAAUGUGAGGACCCCAGCUUGUGUGUGGGAGGCCAGUGCACCAACUCCAUCGGUUCUUAUAACUGCCUCUGCCCCGCCGGUCUGGAGCUGGUGGAUGGGACGUCCUGCAGAGAUGUCAAUGAGUGUUUAACCAUCAUGGGGAUCUGCGGAGAAGGUGACUGUCUGAACACUCAGGGCUCCUAUACAUGCAUCUGUCCUGAUGGAUAUACCAACAUCGAUGGAAGGACCGGCUGCCAAGAUGUGGAUGAAUGCAGUAAAGACAAUGUGUGCAUCCGGGGCGAGUGUCUGAACAUUGAUGGCUCUUUCAUGUGCUUGUGUGAGGCUGGCUUCAAGUUCAACGCUGACACGGCUGAUUGUGAAGACCAGAAUGAGUGCAAGGACUUUGGUAGCUCAGUGUGUGGUACCUGGCGCUGCGAAAACACCAUCGGCUCCUACCGGUGCUUCAUGGGCUGCCAACCCGGCCUCGAGGGGGAAGACGCCACAGACUGUGAUAUUGAUGAGUGUCUCAAUGAAACCAUCUGUGGGAACCACGGCUUCUGCGAGAACACAGACGGCUCCUUCCGCUGCCAGUGUGACCAAGGCUACACCAACCCGCCAGGAGACAUGAGCAAAUGUGUCGACGUGAACGAGUGCGAGAUGAGCUUGGCGCUGUGCGGUGAGGCCCUGUGUGAGAACUUCGAUGGCAGCUUCCUGUGCAUCUGCCCCAACGACAAUGAGGAAUUUGAUCCCAUCACCAGCCGGUGCCGCUCCCUGGCUGCUUUGGUCCCGAUACCCGAUGCUCGACUCCCUCUGUCCGCUCCCUCAACUGAGGAGAGGAAAGAGUGCUACUACAACUUGAAUGACGCCAACUUCUGUGACAACGUCUUGUCUCACAACACCACCAAGCAGGAGUGCUGCUGCACGGUGGGGGCCGGCUGGGGGGACAACUGCGAGAUCCACGCCUGUCCUGACCCAGGAAGAGAUGACUAUAACCAGUUGUGCCCUCAUGGCAGUGGAUUGUUACCCCUGCCUGUUCCCUCUACACAAAAUCUGGGAGAACAGCACCCUUACAUAGAUGCAAACGAGUGUGAGAUGUUUGGAUCAGACAUCUGUAAGAAUGGACAGUGUUCGAAUCUCUUUUCUACCUACACCUGCUACUGUCGCUCUGGCUUCUACUAUGACAACAUCCGGCUUGAGUGUGUGGAUUACGAUGAGUGUGGGUUUGGAAACGCCUGUGAAGAUGGAGCGUGUGUUAACACGGCCGGGUCUUUCAACUGUUUCUGCAGUCCUCCUUUAGUCCUGGACAACACACGCCAGCGCUGCAUUGGCCUCAACGCCACAGAAGAAACUCUAGAGCCGGAUCACGAUGUGCACAUGGAUAUUUGCUGGCAGCGUCUUGAGGGGGACAACGUGUGUUCACAACCCCUGCAGGGACGCAGAAGUACAUACACCGAAUGCUGCUGCCUGUGGGGCGUCGCCUGGAGUGGACAGUGUGCCUUCUGUCCCACGAAAGACUCUGAGGACUACGCAGUGAUGUGCAACCUUCCUCGGGGAGGAGGAACAGACAGUCUGCGAGAGAGGCCAGGAUACGAGUACGGUCUUGAGGGGCCAGAGGAUCCUGUGGAGCCUUUCGUUCCUCCGUACUGGGACAGCUAUGGCGGCCCUGCAGGACCCUAUGACAUUCCUGAGGGCAUUCCUCUCUUUAAUGACAACGACUACGGCGUUCAACAGCCACCUUCCCGUGUCCCCAUUCAAAGACCACGCGAGCCGCAGCCACGACCAGUGGAUUCCUAUGCUGCGCGUUACCACAGCUUUGAGGGUCUCCGAGCAGAGGAAUGUGGAAUCCUGAACGGGUGCGAAAACGGUCGCUGCGUCCGUGUGCGAGAAGGCUACACCUGUGACUGCUUCGACGGCUACGAACUCGACCUGAACAAGAUGGCCUGUAUAGACAUUAACGAGUGUGAGGACAUCAGCGACAAGGUGCCCCUGUGUCAGAACGGGCAGUGCACCAACACGGAGGGGUCGUAUAAGUGCACCUGUCUGCCGGGCUUCGUGGCCUCCGUAGAGCCACACAAAUGCAUCCCAGAGAUCCCAGAGUCUGGGCUUUUGGAGACGGGAAACUGAGACAGACUGCUGCCUUUUCCUGCUCCCUCAGAGAUCACCUUACACCCCUCUGCCCUUUUCCCCAGGGGCCUGGCACUAAACCUCCAACAGCAACGCUUAGACGUCCAAACCCUUUUUUUCUUCACACACACACACACACACACACACACACACACACACACACACACACACACACACACACACACACACACACACACACACACACACACACACACACACACACACACACAUACUGACACACACUCACAUUCAGCACAGAACACAUUCAUUCCCCCUCAUACACAUUCAAGAGGACCAGGAGUUGUGCAGUGAAUGUAUUACAUGGGAUUUAGUAUUCACCAGAUAUCCAUUUGCCUGAAAGGGAUUUUGUGGACUGAUCUUUUUUUAGUCAGUAACCCCGGGGCAAUUCGAUAUGCAGAUAUAUUUUCCACAUUCUUUUCUCUGUCACUUUUUUGUUGUUGUGUUAUUUAUUUCAUUUGCAUGACGGGCCUCUGCAAACAUAGAAAGCGACCUAUUUCCUCUUGUUUUAUUUGUCUCGAAAAUUGACCUCAGAGGCAGCGUGGGGAGAUAACAAAUGUCUUUUGUAAAAUAAGGAAUGUCGGAAGAAAUCAGCCACUCAUAAAUCAGUUUGUGCCUCACUGUCAAACCUCUCUCCAAUUUUCUCUAUCUGCAUGUAAUUAGCAUUGGCCUUGGACUAAAUGGGUGCCAGGAUUGAUAAACAUCCAUAAUUCAAAGAAAGAAGUUCACCAACAACCGACUUUCAAUUCUUCAAGAUUAACCACAAGCUGAAGUAUCUCCGGACCAAGAAGUGAGAAGUCAACAGAGCAAAAUGUACACUUUUAAAACAUCAGCCUUUACAUUGAUCUGGAAAGACUGUACACGUAUAUGAUGAUCUAUGUAAUGUUUUUAAAAAGGUGCAAUAGGUAUAACCUGCUUUCCUUUGUGUGACAUCAUUAUUACAAUCAUAAAAUCCGCCAUAAAGUAGGAAAACAUGGACUCAGUUGCUGAUCCCAACAGUAUACUUCUGAAAAAAACAUGUUUUGACUUAUCCAUGUUUGCUUCUAGGCUACAUUCUAGCCUAACUCCUGAAACCACCGGAAGGUUGAUUUAGUUGAAAUCAUCCUAAAAUAUCACAGCGUCAAGUAAAAGAUCAGUUAUAUGUACCAGUGUCGCACAGGCAAGAGGAUCCCAGAUCUCACAUCAGACCAUUCCCAUGUUUGCAUCUCUGAAUGCAUGUAAAGACACAGGCUUCGUUGGAGAGGUUUGGUAUAUUUUGUACAGAUCUAGUACUAUGUAUUAUUUUUGUUACAUAUUCUCUUAAUGCAUUAUAGCACAAUCAAUAUUUUGUUUGACAUAAAAAACAUAAAAUGUAAGAAAAAUCUGGCAUUAUAGCUUUGUAGAUUUAUACAUGUCUGUAAAAAUGUUUUUUUUUUAAGGCAUAUCUUUUUAUGUAUGAGGAGAGUGGCUGACACUGUACCAGAGGAACUGUGUUCGAUACCCUGCCCUGUGGAGCAGACAAUGAAAUAUAUUUUUUGGAAGUGGCAGCACUGUUCUAAUUACAGACAUUUUGUCUCUUUAAGUUCAUUACAAAGACGAUGCUUUUGAAAUGCAAACACCAACUUCUGCGUGUUACAACUUUAAGGCUUAAUAUUAGUAAUUGUGAACAUAAUUUCUCUUAAGUCUCUGUUGGAUCCUUAUGUCAUGAAUGUAUCAUAGACAGUAUCGGCCUACUCAUUUGGGUUUCUGAGCUCUCACUUAUACCUUUUUGUCUUUUAUAUUCAGGUUUAAUGGCAUUAUCUGUCUAUUGGACUGAACUUCUCAGCUGCGCAGAAACAUAAAAGUCUAAUUCCAAUUUCUGACAAUGACUAUAAGUUCAUGACUAAUACCCUUAACAUGCAUUCAUAACCCUAUUAACCUACAGUUGUACAAAUGUUUCCACUUGAUGUCCACUGUACUUAACUGUGCUAUUCAAAUCAUCGGCAAGUAGGAAUAUUUAAAGCCUUUCAAAACCGCAAAUAACUUGAGAUAAAUGUCUUGUAUUAAAGCUGUGGUCAUUGGAAAUAUCAUGCUCAUUCAUUUUGUUUACCUCUUGACUGUAAUCGCUAUCAG